This is a messenger RNA of Scleropages formosus (Asian bonytongue), 3636 nucleotides long. RefSeq names its product phosphofructokinase, liver a (gene pfkla). Gene Ontology annotation, biological process: canonical glycolysis; fructose 6-phosphate metabolic process; fructose 1,6-bisphosphate metabolic process. The coding region runs from base 490 to 2745 and encodes 751 amino acids. The record is from RefSeq and is a predicted model, not a curated record. Gene Ontology annotation, molecular function: AMP binding; identical protein binding; fructose-6-phosphate binding. Gene Ontology annotation, cellular component: cytoplasm; 6-phosphofructokinase complex; membrane. The transcript is spliced from 22 exons. Lineage: Eukaryota; Metazoa; Chordata; Actinopteri; Osteoglossiformes; Osteoglossidae.
ACACGCACACGGAGCCGAGGAUGGUGAUGAUCAUUGAUGAUGGUGGUGGUGGUGAUGUACGAGCUCGGAGCUGCACGCGGCGCGCAUGCGGGCAGGGUGUCACGCAUUCAUCCCCGCGGACAGAACGACGGACGGAAACACAUGAUAAUUUACAUCGAAACUGCAUAAAUCAGAUGGAUAGCAAAACAUGGCGUAUGUACAUAGGAAUAAACAGCAUUGUUUGCUUACGGAGAGACGGUCACUAUUACGUGCACAUGUUGAACACAUGAAAACACACAGAACACAUGUAGCGAGUGUUUACCACUGAAACAUGGAAGUAACACCAGAAAUCAAAAUGGGCCAGCAGGUGGCGAAGUGGUUAGAGCCGAAACGUUGCGCUCAAAGCACCCAGGUAACGUUCUCGUCCCACCUUCAGCUGCAGAACCCCUUGAACAAGGAAUUUACCACGAUUCACUACAAUAGAAAUGACCCAGUGAGGUGAAUCAGUGUAUGAAUGCAGCGGUGCGCGCCGUCACCCGCAUGGGGAUAUACGUUGGAGCCAAAGUGUAUCUCAUCUAUGAGGGCUACCAGGGGCUUGUGGACGGAGGUGACCACAUCAGACUGGCCAACUGGCAGACUGUUUCUGACAUCAUCCAGCUGGGCGGCACGGUGAUUGGCAGUGCCCGCUGUGAAGACUUCACCAAGCGGGAGGGGCGCCUGAAGGCUGCGUUCAACCUGGUACAACGCGGGAUCACCAACCUGUGUGUGUGCGGCGGAGACGGCAGUCUCACAGGGGCCGAUGUGUUUCGCAGCGAGUGGCCGGGCCUGCUGGCCGAGCUGGUGCAGGAGAAGAGGAUCACAAAGGCCCUGGCCCAGCAGCAUGCCCACCUGAACAUUGUGGGUCUCGUGGGCUCCAUCGACAACGACUUCUGUGGCACGGACAUGACCAUUGGGGCAGACUCAGCACUGCACCGCAUCAUGGAGGUCAUCGACGCCAUCACCACGACGGCGCAAAGCCACCAGCGCGCAUUUGUUCUGGAAGUUAUGGGCCGGCACUGCGGGUACCUGGCCAUGGUGUCAGCGCUGGCGUCUGGAGCAGACUGGGUUUUCAUCCCAGAGGCCCCACCAGAGGAGGGCUGGGAGGACCACCUCUGUGCACGCUUAGAGGAGAACCGCAGCAAGGGGUCCCGGCUGAACAUUGUGAUCGUGGCAGAAGGAGCCAUCGACAAGCAUGGCGAGCCCAUCUCCUCCAGCUACGUGAAGGACCUGGUGGUGCAGCGGCUGGGCUACGACACGCGGGUGACUGUGCUGGGUCACGUCCAGAGAGGGGGCACGCCAUCUGCCUUUGACAGGGUGCUUAGCAGCAAGAUGGGCAUGGAAGCUGUGGUGGCCCUGCUGGAGGCCACACCGGAGACAGAGGCCUGUGUCAUCGGUCUGUCAGGAAACCAGGCGAUGCACCUGCCGCUCAUGGAGUGUGUGCAGAUGACUAAGGAGGUGCAGAAGGCCAUGAAUGAGCUGAGGUUCGAGGAGGCCAUCCAGCUGCGUGGGAAGAGCUUCGAAAACAACUGGAACACCUACAAGCUGCUGGCGCAUCAGAAACCGGCGCAGUCCCAGAGUAACUUCUCAAUGGCGAUCCUCAAUGUGGGGGCCCCGGCAGCGGGAAUGAAUGCAGUGGUGCGGUCAGCCGUGAGGAUGGGUCUGGCCAAGGGCCACAAGGUCUACACCGUCCACGAUGGCUUUGGAGGCCUGGCUAAGGGGCUGAUCAAUGAGGCCAGCUGGCACGAUGUGGGAGGAUGGACUGGCCAAGGGGGCUCCUUGCUGGGGACCAAACGGACUCUACCGAACUCCUGCAUAGAGGAGAUUGUGGACAAUGUCUGCAAGUACAACAUCCAGUCCCUUCUGGUGAUUGGCGGAUUUGAGGCAUACGAAGGGGUGCUGCAGUUGGUAGAAGCACGUGGUCGCUAUGACGAGCUCUGCAUUGUCAUGUGCGUCGUCCCCGCCACUAUCAGCAACAACGUCCCCGGCACGGACUUCAGCGUGGGCUCCGACACUGCCGUUAAUGCCGCCAUGGAGAGUUGUGACAAGAUCAAGCAGUCUGCUUCGGGUACGAAGAGACGUGUGUUUGUGGUGGAGACCAUGGGCGGAUAUUGCGGAUACCUGGCUACCGUCGCUGGCAUCGCCGUGGGAGCUGACGCAGCCUACAUCUUCGAGGAGGCCUUCAAUAUCCACGACCUGGAGGCGAAUGUGGAGCAUCUCAAGGAAAAGAUGAAGAAUGACAUUCAGAGAGGUCUAGUGCUCAGAAACGAAAAGUCCAACCCACAUUACACCACAGACUUCAUCUACAACCUGUACUCAGCUGAAGGGAAGGGCAUCUUCGACUGCAGGAUGAACGUGCUUGGACACUUGCAGCAGGGAGGGUCCCCCACUCCCUUUGACAGGAAUUUUGGCACCAAGCUGGGUGUGAAGGCUGUUCUGUGGAUCACUGAGAAGAUGGAGAAAACCUACAGACAGGGCCGUGUGUUUGCCAACUCACCGGAAACAGCGUGCGUGAUCGGAAUGACCAAGAAAGUGCUGACCUUUAGCCCUGUCACUGAACUGAAGGAGCACACUGAUUUUGAACACCGCAUGCCCAAGGAGCAGUGGUGGCUCAACCUGCGGCUGAUGCUCAGGAUGCUGGCCAAGUACCACACAAGCUUUGACGAGUAUGUAACAGGCGAGGUGGAGCACGUGACACGUCGGACCCUCAGCAUCGAGACGGGCUUUUGAUCGGAUCGCCUCACCUUCCCAUCCACCCACCGCUAGGAGGUGACGUGCCUGUGCUCCUGUCCACCCACCGGUCCCCGUGCAGCACAAACCUACUGUGUUGUGUCCAUUGUGCCUCAACUAAUGAACUUCCUAUAGGUUUAACCCUAUUGCAGCCACACCCUGCUGCUCCUUUGCCUUCUUUGGGUAAUCAUGUUUUAUUCUUCAUGAUCAGUAUGUACGUAGUUUUGCAUCUCCAGGGAGCAUUAUGGAAGUAGCUUUGGGUAGGGCAGUGUUGUGAGAGAUGCAAGACUGGCUUGCCAUUAAUCACUUAUAUCAAGGUGUUAAAACAUUUUUCAGAUACUGUACUGAUGUUUAGUUGUGUUGAAAUAAUUAGUGUUACUUAAUGUCCACAAUGCUGUGAUAUUGUUACACAAGUGACUAUUUGUUUUAAAUAAAUGGAAUUCAGUUACUAGUUUUGCCGGUGCUAGGGAACAGUAAACACAAUGAGAAGGAAAAUGUGAAAUAUUAUUACACAUUUGAGGCACUGAUUCUCUCUUGGCUCAAAAGUCCAGCUGGGUUUUUUUCACAGGUUGACUUUUAAUUUCUUUCUUACAUAGAAUGUAUCUAAUGUCUCAUUUGGUUUAUCUAGCAUUUUCCCUUCAGGGCUGAAAUUAGUGUUUUGAUCAUUUCAAUUCAUGCGCUCCAGAAUUAUUUGCUGAUUUUGUUGUUAGUUACAAUAAUAAUAAUAAUACGUUACAAUAAAUGCUGACAUGUAGAGAGUCCAUGUAGCAUUUUAAUUCUUACGUGACUUUUGUCCUUUGAAUGUUCUUACAAGCAUGGCUGUGACACUUGUGCCCCUAUUUAGUGUUUUGUAGUUUUCUAACUGUGAAAAACUGUUUCCCUAUUUCUCUU